Molecule: messenger RNA, 1116 nt
Organism: Racocetra fulgida
Lineage: Eukaryota; Fungi; Glomeromycota; Glomeromycetes; Diversisporales; Gigasporaceae
Source: the annotation of a GenBank genome assembly
CUUGAAGCCCUUGAAGCUCGUGACAUUCUAAGCGGAAGAAAGGUUGAUGCCGAAAAAGGGUCAGUUCUUAAGGCUGAAAUGGCAAAGAAAAACUUGCAUACUAAACGUGGUCUUCCUGGUGAUCAAAAUACCGCUUAUCCUCUCAUAUCCCCAACCAAACGUUUUCCAACUCCGAGUAAUAUCAAUACCGCUAAUGCUACAUAUGAAGCCUUCUAUUCUGUUCCUCCUCUCGCUCCUCCACCCUUACCAAGUGAUCUUCUUUCUCCUCAGGAUUAUGGUUAUGAUUUUUAUUCUGAUGUGAGUGUAUAUACUCCUACAACGCCCACAACCCCUGUGUUCCCUGAUCAAACUCCUUUCUCUUCUUCGACUCGUGGUUCUUUUGAUGCUGCGAAUGGUUUGGUUGGUGCUACUUCACGUCCUCGAUAUAUUACUACUAAUAGUACUAAGGGAAUCUUUGAUAAUGAAGAUAUUAACUACCUUUCAAAAUCUAACCCUGUUGAAAUUGUUUCUAAAACCGUAAAGACUCCAACAAAUGGCUUUAAUUCUGCUUUGCUUGUGAAUGAAGACUUGCCACUCGCAAUGUCUCAACUAUCCAUUAACACUUCAGCUGUUCCUCCAUCCGUCGUCUCCUCUUCUCCAUCAGUCUCUUCUCCUGGCUUUCGUCCUCCAAAUCCGGCUGAUCAAAAUCCUCCCUGUAAUACUCUUUAUGUUGGAAACUUGCCAAUGAAUACUUCCGAAGAUGAACUUAAACAAUUGUUCUCUCGUUGUCCUGGUUAUAAACGCAUUAACAAUAAUGGCAAUGGGCUUAAUGGUUUUAAUGGUGAAAGACGAGGUUCCACAUAUAGCUUAACUGAUCGUAGAGAUUCUACUUUCAGUUUGGAACGUCGGGAUAGCACAUACAGUUUAACUGAUCGCAGGGAUUCUUUUAGUUUGGAAAGACGUGAUUCUACCUUUAGUUUUGGAAGCAGUUCUGGUCCUACUUUUACUCAUGCAGAACGAUUUAAUCUAGAUCGUAGAGAUUCUUUUUUAGCGUCUGAGAGGAGGGAUUCUUUAAGGGAUCCCUUUUUCCCGCCAGAACGGAGGGAUUCCUUCUCAUUUGAUCCUCAAUUGGCAUAA